Molecule: messenger RNA, 1312 nt
Organism: Drosophila gunungcola (fruit fly)
Lineage: Eukaryota; Metazoa; Arthropoda; Insecta; Diptera; Drosophilidae
Exons: 3
Coding region: 152-1312 (386 amino acids)
Biological process (GO): endoplasmic reticulum unfolded protein response; regulation of transcription by RNA polymerase II
Cellular component (GO): nucleus
Molecular function (GO): RNA polymerase II cis-regulatory region sequence-specific DNA binding; DNA-binding transcription factor activity, RNA polymerase II-specific
Source: RefSeq, a predicted model, not a curated record
AAAUGUUGCUCAUACCUCUUCCAUCGCUAUUGUUUUUUGCUUUCGUCGACAUCGAUGAUAUAAAAUUAAUAUAACUUGUCCAUUGCAGAAUUUUAUCCUUCGAAGAGUCAACAAUAAGUUUGGACUCUUAUAUUCGCAAAGCUGCAACAAUAUGGACGUAGAUGAUUAUUUGUACAGCGAAUUAUCGUUGUUAAGGGUGACACCUCAAAAUGAAUACGAUAAUACUGUUUUGGAUGACAUUUGUAACGCAUCAGUCGAUAUAUCGUUAGACCUAAAUGAUUUGAUACCUGACUUUCAAAAAGAACCAAUAUUCUCAGGACCGCAUUUCUCGUCAAACUUAAUAAGAGACGUAUCAGAUUGUAGCUUAAAUAUACUACCUUCGAUUUCUUCGUUUCCUUGCUCAAUACAAAAUUAUUCUAUGUGUUUUGAUGAAUAUCCGGAAAAUGUAAACGAAUCAAAUAAAUAUUUGGGUUCCGAGGACAAGAAACUUCAAUUAGAAAGUGGAAACAAUGGACGUCACAUGCAUGAUCGCGAUACACCAUCUCCUACAGGAAGCUGUAGCAGUUCAAGUGGCAGUUCAACAAGUGGAAUACAAAGCGAUGUAUCGUAUGUCUCACUUAAAAGGAAACUCGAGGAAAUCUCUGUUAAAGCAGAUAAAUUUGGAUCAAUUUUUAAAACUAUUGAAUAUGCGAGAAAUAAUAAAGACUUAAAUGGUAUUCAUUCAAACAUACCUGAUAUAGAAAAGUCAUUUCAUAAACCAUCGCAAGAGCUGGAUUUUAGUACAUACAAUAUUUCAGGGAAUUAUCCAUCUUCCAAUUGCAAGCCAAUAACUUAUAAUACAUCUUCGGAGCCCCAACAAUUUGAAAUAUCGCCAGCUGUAUUGCCAGCAAUUGAGCAACCUAAACCGAAAACUAUAUUUUUACCUCCAAAUGACUAUAAAGCCCUUAUGCAAAAAAUACAACACACCGAAAUUAAGUCUUCCAAAAUUAAAGGUAGUUUAGGAACUAAAACUCCUAAUAUUGUUAUGAAGAAAAGUAAUGUAAAUGUAAUGCAAUUGUUGAAGGAAACCCAUGCCCACAUAGAGGAAAAAGAAAGCACGCAUUCACAUUUUGGUCCUAAUUUUGAAUUAUUCAAUACUCAUACAAUCAAUGAAAAGAUAUUCAAAAAACAACAACGUAUGAUAAGAAACCGGGAAUCUGCUACUUUAUCUCGUAAAAAAAAAAAGGACUAUGUUGUUUCGUUGGAAACUCGGAUAAACAAACUUGAAGAAGAAUAUAAGGUUCUAAAAAUAGUAAGUGGUACACAAAGGUAG